Fragaria vesca subsp. vesca is the source of this 1235-nucleotide messenger RNA. RefSeq names its product acid phosphatase 1-like. The transcript has 3 exons. Gene Ontology annotation, molecular function: acid phosphatase activity. The coding region runs from base 270 to 1073 and encodes 267 amino acids. The record is from RefSeq and is a predicted model, not a curated record. Lineage: Eukaryota; Viridiplantae; Streptophyta; Magnoliopsida; Rosales; Rosaceae.
AAAGACCCAAACUUUCAAACCUUUGAUUUCACUCCAACGCCACCCUCUUUCCUUCUUCUCCUAUAUAACCCAAAAUCCCAGACCACCCUUUUCACUGUUCCAUAACCGCAAGAAAACCCAUCCAAAAUCCUUCAUUUUCCCCCAAAAUCAAAAAACCCUAAAUUUCAAUCCUCCCCCAAAAAGCUUCCUUUUUUUGGGGGGUUUCACUCAGAAUCACUCCUUCUCCAAUACCCAGGUUUCAAUUUCCCCCAAUUUCACAAAACCCGGCCAUGAUAUUCUUCAAGUUCCUCCUUCUCUUUCCUCUUUUAACCCUAGCUUUCUCCCAUGAGGCCCUCAGCCCCCACCACCUGCCUAGACCCUUGAUCAUCGAGUACCCCGAUCACCACGCCGAGCCCAAUUUCAAGGAGCUUGAUGAGGAGGUCAAGCUGCGCUGUACCAGCUGGAGGUUUGCUGUGGAGGCUAACAAUGUGAAUCCGUGGAAGACGAUCCCGGAGGAAUGUGUGGAGUAUGUGAAGGACUACGUCACCGGCCGGGGUUAUAGUGUUGAUUUGGAGAGGGUUUCGAAUGAGGCUGGGAUUUAUGUUAAGAGUGUUGUGUUGGGUGGUGAUGGCAAAGAUGUGUGGAUUUUCGAUGUGGAUGAUACGCUCUUGUCGAAUGUUCCGUAUUAUGCUGAUCAUGGUUAUGGCUCGGAGGUUUUUGAUCAGGUGGAGUUUGAUAAGUGGGUCGACAAGGGAAUGUCACCUGCUAUAAAGUCCAGCUUGAAACUCUAUGAAGAGGUUUUAGGCUUGGGGUUUAAGGUUUUCUUGCUCACUGGGCGCAGCGAAGGGAAAAGAGGGGUUACUGCUGAGAAUCUGAAAAAUGUGGGAUUUCAAGAUUGGCAUAAGCUUAUAUUGAGGGCUGCAGAUGACCAUGGGAAAUCAGCUACAAUUUACAAAUCAGAGAAAAGAAGCGAGAUGGAAAAAGAGGGAUACAGAAUUCUUGGAAACUCUGGAGACCAGUGGAGUGAUUUAUUGGGUAGCUCAAUGUCCAUCCGCUCAUUCAAGCUUCCCAAUCCCAUGUAUUACAUUCCAUAAUAGAAGAUAGUUGUUCCAAUAAUUGCAUUGUACUGAUUGGUUUGUGGUCCUUGGUGUAUAUAGGAAUUCAAGCAGUCAUAUUAUUGUAGUACCUGAGUGAAAACAUGUGAUGAAUAUUUAUUCUACAGGGAAAUAUAAAUGUCAAAAGUCACUGUUGUAUAU